AUGGCUAUACCAGCACAAAUGGAGCUUUCUGCAUCUGAUCAUGAUUUUACAAAGCUUUCAAUAACUCCUUCAGUAUCAUUGUUUGCCAAUAUUCCAGAAGAUCCUAUUCAAUUAUUUUAUUCUGGACAAGUUUAUAUUGCACUAAAGAAUACAACCUUUGAGGCUAGUUCAGCUCUUAGGCAUGCUACAGAAUUUUAUGAUUCAAUAGAACAACAUUAUUCUAAUGCUAGUUCUUUGCCAGAAAUUGUUAUAAUUUAUACAAAUGGAGGUCCUGACCAUCGAUGUAAUUUUGGAUCUGUUCAAAUUUCACUUAUAUCACUUUUUUUAAAUGGUGAUUUUGAUUUAGUUAUUGCUGCACGUACUGCACCUUAUCACACGUGA
This is a messenger RNA of Racocetra fulgida, 381 nucleotides long. Lineage: Eukaryota; Fungi; Glomeromycota; Glomeromycetes; Diversisporales; Gigasporaceae. The record is from the annotation of a GenBank genome assembly.